Molecule: messenger RNA, 2141 nt
Organism: Drosophila gunungcola (fruit fly)
Lineage: Eukaryota; Metazoa; Arthropoda; Insecta; Diptera; Drosophilidae
Product: gastrula zinc finger protein XlCGF26.1-like
Exons: 2
Coding region: 1-1950 (649 amino acids)
Biological process (GO): regulation of transcription by RNA polymerase II
Cellular component (GO): nucleus
Molecular function (GO): zinc ion binding; RNA polymerase II cis-regulatory region sequence-specific DNA binding; DNA-binding transcription factor activity, RNA polymerase II-specific
Source: RefSeq, a predicted model, not a curated record
AUGGCGCCCGGAUGGAGCAGCUCCUCCGGCCGGAUGGAUCAACUGCUUUUGCGAAUAGCGCCACGUACGAUGACUGGCGAUUGGUUGGUCGUUCCGCAACUCCGACUCGAAAAUCGAAUGCGCUUGAUAUUGGUUAUUGGACGGCGACGGCUGAAUGCUGCUGGCCAGUUGCUAGCAUCGUACGCUGGGGCACCACUUGGACUCCGGAUCACCGUAGAGAUUCCCGAUUCCCGAUUGCGAUUACGAUUCGAAGCGCAGCGAUGGUACCUUCAAUUUGCCGUGCUUGCCUGGAGACUUCCGAAAAAAUGGUCGAUAUUUUUGAUUUCCGUAUGCACCGGCUUUACGGUUGAAAGAGGGGAUCAAUACCCAAACUCCGUCUGUCCUUCCUGCCUGCAGAAUGCGAAGAAUGCAUUCCAAAUAAAGCAAACUUAUGAAAGAAGCUAUCAGUUCUUCUGUCAGUUAAAGAAGGAUUCAGAAAUAAAGAUCGGUGAGAAAGAAAACGUUGUACCGGACGAUGAGAAUCACGUUGAAAAUGAUUUACAAUCAGAUGAUUAUGGUGAUAAUGACGAUGAUGAAAAUUAUGAGCCUAGUUUUGAUGACAGUGCCGACAGUGGCAGCGAUUAUAAAUGCUCUCAGUGUCCAAAGACUUUUGUAUCGAAAUCAAAACUUCAAUUAUAUUUAAGAACGCACAUAGAUGAAGGACCGUUAAAGUGUUCCCUUUGCUCAAAAGCUUUCCACCGAAUUUCAUAUUUUCAGAAACACUUGAAAUACCAUGGGGAACUGCCGUUCAAGUGUUCCCACUGCCCAAAGACCUUUGUCGAUAAUGGAGCUCUUCUGAAACACUUACGAAUUACCACAGGAAAGCGGCCGUUCAAAUGCUUCUACUGCUCGAAAAAAUAUAUUCAAAAUUCAAGUCUGCUGCUACACCUAAGAACUCACACAGGAGAACGACCGUUUAAGUGUACCCACUGUCCAAAAUCAUUUGCACUGGAACAAAGUCGAAAAAAACACUUGCGAAUGCACACUGGAGAAAGGCCUUUUAAAUGCAGCUACUGUUCAUCUUUUACACAGAAACAACAUCUAGAAAAGCACUUGCGGAUCCACACAAGGAAAAGACCGUUUAAGUGUUCCCACUGCCCAAAGACGUUCGCACUGCAUCGAGAAUUUAACGAACAUAAACUAAUUCAUAAAGGAGAACGAAGGUUUAGGUGUACCCAAUGCCCAAAGACUUUUACAAGAAAUGUACUUUUAGAGAUACACUUACGAUCCCACACAGGAGAAAGACCCUUCAAGUGUUCCCACUGCUCAAAGACUUUUAAAGCGGCGUCAGUUCUUCGCGAACACUUGCUUGUCCAUAGUACGGAGCGACCAUUCAAUUGUUCUCAAUGCUCCAGGACUUUCAAACUAAGGUCAGUUCUUCGAACACAUAUGAAGCUACACUCUGGAGUACGACCAUUUAUGUGUACCUUCUGCCCAAAAACCUAUAUUUCAAAUGCAACUCUUCAGUUUCAUUUGCGAACCCACACUGGAGAACGACCAUUCAAGUGUACCCUCUACCCGAAGGCUUUUAUCCAGAAUUCAAAUCUGCAGAGUCACUUGCAGAUUCACUCAGAAGAACGACCAUUAAAGUGUUCCCACUGCUCCAUGGCAUUUAAGGCGAAAAAUGUUCUUAACGUUCACCUGAAAACUCACGCAGGAGAUCGACCGUUCAAGUGUACCAUGUGCCCAAAGACUUUUAAUUUGAGUUUAGGACUUCAAGAUCAUUUGCGUACUCAUACAGGAGAUCGACCUUUUAAGUGUACACACUGUUCAAAGUCUUAUAACACCAAUUCAAUUCUUAAGAGACAUUUGCGGAUACACAGGGAAAAACGAUUCGACUGUAGUCACUGCUUAAAGUAUUUCAAAGUUAAAUCAUCGCUUGAACGACACUUGCGAACUCACAAAUCUUAAAUCAAACAUGCACAUCUCACAUCUUUUUAGACCCAUAAGACGCUAGUUAUUGUUUUUCUUACCCAUGUUUAAAUUGCCAUAGUAUUUAAAACAAUUUAUAAGCAUUAUUUACUUGCUGCUUAAAAUGUCGAAAGUUUAAUUGUCUCUUAUUGAAAGCUUAUUUAAAAUGGCUGAUUUCUAGGUCUGACUCA